GACAGAAGCAUGGCGUCUUCUUCCUCCUUCUCAGAAGAUCUGACAUGUUCAGUUUGUCUGAUCAUCUUCACCGAUCCAGUGACCCUCUUCUGUGGACACUCUUUCUGCAGGGAAUGCAUCACACUUUCUGUGAAAUCACUGAAUCAGUGCCCACAGUGUCGGGCGACUGUUCCUACAGACAGGAUGGAUUUCACAACUAAUCACAUCUUGAAAAGCCUUGCUGAAAAAGCAAAGAAGGAGAAGGAAUCUGGAAAAUAUCCUGAGGCUGCUGUGGGGUUUUGCCCGGAACACGACGAGAAGCUGAAGUUGUUCUGCGUCACUGAUCAGCAGCUAUCUUGUAUUAUAUGCAGAGACUGUGAAAGACAUGAAGGACACAAGUUUAAGCCGGUUAAAGAAGCUGCUGCAUCAAUCAGAAAGGAGGUAGAGACUCUGGUGGAAAAGGAAUCUUCUGACAUCUGUGCCAUAGAACAUCUAGCCGAGUCACAGAACGAAGAAAUAAGAAAAUCCAAGGAGAAAUCUCAGAAGCUGAGGAUCCAGAUUAGCAGCCAGUUUCAGGAGAUGCACCAGUUUUUGAAAAGGAGAGAAGAUGAAAUUCUGAAUGAGCUGAAAAACAAGGAGAAAGCUGAGCUUAAGAAGAUGAGACAGAGCUUAAAUGUUGUUGAAAAAGCUUUAACUGAAGGCAGAGAGGUGGGGGAACAGAUGAAAUCUGUCCUGGAGGUUACAGAACCAGAGGGUUUCCUAAAGAGCUGGUCAGAGAGCAAAAUGACACCAAAACCCAAAUCAAACCCCAAAGGAUCAAAUCUCAAAGUGGUGACCUCUUCUCUCUCACUGGGUCACUAUGAGAGCCACCUGCAGUUGUUUGUGUGGAAGGAGAUGCGACAGAUGAUCCAGCCUCAAGCAGAAAGGCUUUUAUUUAAGAGCCAAGAUCCGUUUGAUUUGUCACAAUGGUCAAGUCAUUCUUGUUCAUGUCAAAGAUCUUGUUAUUCUUGUGGCAGGUCAAACGGUUACUAUAAUUCCUCAUGCAAUUGUGAUUCUAAUUUUCACACUUUACUAUCACAAUGCCAGAAUUACUACCAGCUUCAAACCACUAACACAGUUAAUAUAAAUCAGAUCGCACCAGGACCACAUUAUUGGGAGAUAGAUGUUGAAGAUAAGAACUGUUGGACAGUACAGAUAAAGAAUCAUUCCCUGACGUGCAAAGAUGACAAAUUCACCACUACUCACAAAACAACUGUAAAAGAAGUAAAGCUUGCAAACAAACCUAAAAAAAUUGGCUUUUAUUUGAACGGCAACUCUGAGGAGCUCCACUUCUUUGAUGCUGACACCAUGCAGCAUGUUGAAGUUGCUUAAGUUCAGUAUGAGGAAAACAAAGAAAAUAUAGAAAUGGUCAUGUAAAAAGCUAAAGUGUCAGAAAUUAAAGAAUUUUGUUGUGGCAUGAACUUAAACAUGCUGUUGAUGCUACAAAAAAUUCCACUGUGACUUUUUUAACAGCAAUUCUAAAGUCUCUGCUAAAACUCUUAUUUGUUUAAAGGUUUUGGCAGAAAGAGAGGAUCAACCGGUUCUUAGGUUCAGGGAGCAUUUGCAUUUUCACUCAGGAAGAGUCUGGUAAAUUCUUUUGCAUGACAAAUUCUGUAAUUGGACAUAUGCUGCUGUUGUUGGGAAACCUGUAAUAAGAAACAAUUUCUUUUUUUUUGUUUCAACUUUACUUUUUUA
Molecule: messenger RNA, 1713 nt
Organism: Poecilia reticulata (guppy)
Lineage: Eukaryota; Metazoa; Chordata; Actinopteri; Cyprinodontiformes; Poeciliidae
Product: zinc-binding protein A33-like
Molecular function (GO): zinc ion binding
Source: RefSeq, a predicted model, not a curated record